AUGAUGGCCUCAAAUCUCCCUCUACCGAUCCCACCGCGCACGCCGACACCGCCGUCGGACGACGGCCGAGAUCAACAUGUUCCCCGAAUGAUCCCAGGACUAGGAGUAUCGGUCAAUCGCGAUUCACUGUCACCACUGAAGGAAUCAUUCCCCCGAACGAAUACACUAGAUCCAAUGAACGCGGAUCGCCUCAGUCCUACCAAAUCUUCAUUCAAUUUGAGUACUAGAGCUGCAGACGCGGUUUCGCCAUCGAAAAAUGGUUCAAGCGAUUCGCCCCCCGCUGGGCCAUUCAAUUUCAAUACAACGGUCAUGGCCAAGAGCCCAGUGGUGAAAUCGAAUAUCGGACAGCGCCGCGGUCACAAAUACAAGCACAGUAGCAUCUCGCACCAGAUCUUCCUCGAACCUCCUCCUCGCGCACCCUUGGCUCUGCCAAAUUCCCUUCCCAUUCCAACUUUGAAAGAGUGUCGUGCAAGUAUGUCCAAGGAUCAGAAAACACGAUUCUGGUGGAGUGUCUGCCACAUGUUCGUGGCUGCUUAUACACUUUGGAUGGCGCACGGGUCUUUGGCAAUGACUGCUUUGUCUCAUUUGAUCCUCUUUGAUUCCUUGGGUGCGCUUGUGUGCGUUGCCGUGGAUGUUCUGAGCAAUUUUGAGGUCUGGAAAAGGUCAAGCAUUCGUCACCCGUUUGGGCUGGAGCGGACAGAGGUUCUAGCUGGGUUUGCAAUGUGUGUGCUACUUUUGUUCAUGGGACUUGACUUGAUUUCCCACAAUCUGCAGCAUUUCCUGGAGAAGUCUGGCCAUGAACCUCAUCACUCUCAUGACCAUGACCGGGUGUCUCUGGGAAGCGUGGACUUGACAGCCGUCUUAGCUAUUUCCUCGACCUUGGUAUCGGCCAUUGGCCUCAAGAACCAUGCUCGUAUUGGAAAAGCAAUGCGCUUUGCAUACAUUGAGUCUUUGCCGUCAGUCUUAAGUAACCCCUCCCACUUUUUGACCCUUUCGUGCUCUACACUUUUGUUGUUGCUACCUCUGGUGUCAAUUCGAAUCUAUGACUGGCUCGAUAAGCUUUUGUCUGGCACCAUUGCUAUCUCAAUGUGUGUCCUUGGAGUUCAUUUGGUGAAAGCACUGGGCUCGAUGCUCCUCAUGUCGUAUUCGGGCCGGGGUGUAUCCGAUGUGAUUAAGGACAUUGAAUCGGACCCCUCAGUGUUUGGUGUUGAUGAUGCGCGGUUCUGGCAAGUCCACUACGGACUCUGUAUGGCCAACUUGAAGCUUCGAGUUUCUGGGACUGAUGAUAAUGUCGCUAGACUCAGAGAGAAGAUUUCAAGCUUGAUUCGAAACCGACUUGGAGGGGGCUAUGGUACUGGGGGUCAGAAAUGGGAGGUCUCUCUCCAAUUCACUAUCGAGAAAACCUAA
This is a messenger RNA of Penicillium argentinense, 1407 nucleotides long. RefSeq names its product cation efflux family protein family. Lineage: Eukaryota; Fungi; Ascomycota; Eurotiomycetes; Eurotiales; Aspergillaceae. The coding region runs from base 1 to 1407 and encodes 468 amino acids. The transcript is spliced from 2 exons. Gene Ontology annotation, molecular function: zinc ion transmembrane transporter activity. Gene Ontology annotation, cellular component: membrane; Golgi apparatus. The record is from RefSeq and is a predicted model, not a curated record. Gene Ontology annotation, biological process: zinc ion transport; intracellular zinc ion homeostasis; transmembrane transport.